This is a messenger RNA of Belonocnema kinseyi, 792 nucleotides long. RefSeq names its product cancer-related nucleoside-triphosphatase homolog. Gene Ontology annotation, molecular function: ATP hydrolysis activity. The transcript is spliced from 4 exons. The record is from RefSeq and is a predicted model, not a curated record. Lineage: Eukaryota; Metazoa; Arthropoda; Insecta; Hymenoptera; Cynipidae. The coding region runs from base 112 to 717 and encodes 201 amino acids.
CACAAACACGUUUUUGUCACUCACGGACAGAGUUUUGUUUGUAAAAUUGUUAUAUUUACGAGGAAAGACGGGCGCUCAAAUUUCUAGGAAAGCGAUAUUUUGACACCGAAGAUGGCAACUGGCGACGCGUCACGGUACACUAAAGUACUUUUUACUGGACCACCCGGAAUUGGAAAAACUACUAUAUGUAAAAAAUUAGUUUCACUGCUCGAAAAACAGAAUUAUACUAUUGAUGGAUUUUACACAGAGGAAGUUCGAGACUCGAAAAAAAGCAGAAUUGGAUUUGAUGUAGUUUCUAUCAAGAAUUCAGAAAAUCGAGCUCCUCUCGCCCGCGUAGCAGACGUCUUGACUCAGCAACAAUUUCAGAAACAUCGCGUAGGCAACUAUCACGUAUUCACAGAAAACUUCGAACGCAUCGCUUUACCAACUUUAAAUUCCAAAACCGACAUAGUAUUCAUCGAUGAAAUAGGAAAAAUGGAAUUAUUCAGCGAAAAAUUCGCCACGACUAUAAAGAACCUUUUUUUUGGAAAAAGGAACAAAAAGUGUAUCGUUGCUACAAUACCUCCAAUCCACAAAGUCCCCCAAAAAUAUCUCUCGUUCUUCAGACAUUUUCACGAAGAUGAUUCGUGUAAAUUUAUCGAGGUGACUCGUCAAAAUCGGGAAAACUUACCACAGGAAAUGUCCACGACAGUCUCCAGCAUUUUGCGAAAAGUUUAAUUACUAUACUAUUAAAAAAGAUGAUCCAUUACGUUACAAUUAUUCAUUAUAUUAGAAGAUAUUCUUAAAUAUCUC